AUUCAGUGAACUGUCCAGUCGUUAUUUCCAUGCUCUCAGUACGACUUUUUGUCCGGUUACUUUAUGAAUUUAAUUUGGAAGGACAUGACACGCAUCCAUCUUUUUAUUUAAAACAGGAGUUCAGUUCCACAUGUGACCACAUUCCAAGUUGCCAUGGCGCCACAUCCAGUGGUCCAGGCCAUCAUUGACCUGUCUGCUGGAGCCCUAGGGGGCACGGCCUGUGUGUUCAGUGGCCUGCCCUUUGACACAGCCAAAGUGAAGAUGCAGACCUUCCCCACCAUGUACCGGGGCUUCCUGCACUGCUUUGUGUCCAUCUACCGGCAGGUGGGCCUGCGAGGCCUGUACCAGGGCACCACGCCGGCACUGCUCACCAACAUCGCUGAGAACUCGGUGAUCUUCAUGAGUUACGGCUUCUGCCAGAGCGUGGUGGGCCGGGUGUGUGGGCUGGAUGGAGAGGCCGCACUCAGCGAUGUGCAGAAAGCCUGUGCAGGAUCUCUGGCCUCUAUCUUUUCCUCCGUGGUGGACUGCCCCACAGAGCUGGUGAAGUGUCGGCUCCAGACCAUGCACGAGAUGGAGGCCACUGGCAAGGUCGCCAAGGGGCAGAACACCAUGUGGUCCGUCGUUAGGACGGUGAUGCAGAACAACGGUCCUCUGGGAUUCUACCAGGGUCUGACCGCCACCAUUGUUCGGGAGGUGCCCGGGUAUUUCUGCUUUUUCGGGGGUUACGAGCUGAGCCGGACCACCUUCGCCAGAUCCAUGGGGAGAGACAAAGAGGACAUCGGGGUGGUCCCGGUCAUGUUCAGCGGGGGGUUUGGGGGUGCCUGCCUGUGGCUGGUGGUGAAUCCCAUAGACUGUGUGAAGUCCAGAAUCCAGGUCCAUUCCCUGACUGGACGGCAGCAGGGCCUUGUCAAAACGUUCAUGGGCAUCGUUCGCACUGAAGGAUUCGCUGCUCUGUACUCCGGCCUCACCCCCACCAUGAUCCGCACCUUUCCCGCCAACGGAGCGCUCUUCCUCACCUACGAGCUGAGCCGCAAGCUGAUGAUGCAGCAGUUCGACAGCUGAGCCAGUCCUCUUCAACAUCAUCAUCAUCAUCA
Conger conger (European conger) is the source of this 1094-nucleotide messenger RNA. RefSeq names its product mitochondrial ornithine transporter 1-like. Gene Ontology annotation, biological process: mitochondrial L-ornithine transmembrane transport. Bases 154 to 1062 code for a protein of 302 amino acids. NCBI's taxonomy places the organism in Eukaryota, Metazoa, Chordata, Actinopteri, Anguilliformes, Congridae. The transcript has 7 exons. Gene Ontology annotation, molecular function: L-ornithine transmembrane transporter activity. The record is from RefSeq and is a predicted model, not a curated record.